AUGUUUCACUCUGGUGAACAACAAGAAAUGAGUAAAGUUGCUACAUAUUUUGGUAGAUUGAAAUGGGGGUUUUUACCUCAGAGAAGAAUUGUCGAUGAAGAUGAGUUCGGUCACUUUAGUGAUACGCAGGAGGAAACCGGUGAUGCUGAAUUAUCCGAGCCACUCGAAAAAUUAGAAUCCAAGAACGAAGUGGAAGUAGAAGUGGUGGAAUCAACAAGCUUAGAAUAUCGAGAUGAAAAGAAUCGUCCUUGGUGGAAAUUCUUUGAUGAAUUUGAGUACAGAGUCAAUAAGGAAACUAAAGCUAAACGUAAGUGGUACAAAUGGUUUCAUGAAGAUGACACUCCAGAAGAACGUCGACUUAUCUUGAAGAUUGAUUUAUUGUUAACUCUCUACUCAUUGAUGGCCUACUGGAUCAAAUAUUUGGAUCAAACAAAUUUAACUAAUGCUUAUAUUGGUGGUAUGCGUGAAUCUAUUAAUAUGCAAGGAAAUGAUUUUGUUGAUACUCAAGUUAUGUUCUCAGCUGGUAACAUCAUUUUCCAAAUUCCUUUUAUGUAUGUGUUGUAUGCCCUUCCAUUGAAUUAUGUUAUGCCAAUCCUUGAUAUUUGUUGGUCUAUUCUUACUAUCUCGUUAUACCGAGUUGAAAAUGUACAUACACUUAAGGCCCUCCGAUUCUUAAUUGGCGCAUUUGAAGCUCCAGCGUAUAUUGCAUAUCACGCUCUUUUCGCUUCUUGGUUCAAAUCCAGUACUAGUGAAAUCGCCAGAAGAGCAGGGUUCUAUUAUCUUGGUCAAUUCCUUGGAAUUUUGACGUCGGGUUUAUUGUCUGGUGCUAUUGCAAGAACUAUGGGAGGGGUUGGCGGAAAAGAGGCAUGGCAAUGGAUCUUUAUCAUAGAUGGUCUUAUCUCUAUUGCUGUUGGUCUUAUUGGUUUCUAUAUGAUUCCCGGUACUCCAGAAGAUUGUUACAGUAUUUUCCUUUCCGAUGACGAAAUCAGACUUGCAAGAAAGAGAAUGAGAAAAGAUCAAAAGAAUGCUAAACCAAGAGACAACGUCGUCAAGCAUUUCUUCGACAUUAAGAUUUGGAAAUCUAUUUUCACCUCGUGGCAUUUCUACGUCUUAACCUUGUGGACCAUUUUCUGUUGGAAUAACUCUAACGGAACCUCAGGUGCUUAUGCCUUAUGGUUGGAAACACUUACAAAACCAGACGGAACACCACGAUUCGAUCCUGGUCAACUACAGGAGUAUACUGCCUUAACUCCUGGUUUGGGUUUAAUAUGGUUGGUUUUGGUUUGCUCCUUUGCCGAUUUCUUCAACAGUAGAUGGGGUGCUAUAGUGUUUUCUCAAGUGUUCAAUGUGUUGGGUAAUACACUUUUGGCUAUUUGGGAUAUUCCAGAAGGCGCUAAAUGGUUUGCUUUUUGUUUGCAGUACUUUGGUUGGGCAAUGGCCCCAGUUUUGUAUGCUUGGCAGGGUGACAUUUGUCGUAAAGAUAUCAGAGAGAGGCAGGUCGUCUUGGUGUCAAUGAAUAUGUUGGCACAACAAUCAACUGCUUGGAUUGCCGUCCUUGUCUGGAGAACAGUAGAAGCUCCUCGAUUCUUGAAAGGGUUUACAUUUACGGCUUGCUCUGGUGUUGCAUUAUGUAUUUGGACCCUUGUUGUGUUGUGGUUCUAUAAGCGCCAGGAACGAGCUAAUGCUAGGGAAAAUGGUAUUGUGCUUUACAACUCCGACAAGCAAGAUUUGGAAGU
This is a messenger RNA of Hemisphaericaspora subhashii, 1736 nucleotides long. RefSeq lists its product as uncharacterized. Gene Ontology annotation, biological process: transmembrane transport. The annotation marks the transcript as partial. The record is from RefSeq and is a predicted model, not a curated record. Gene Ontology annotation, molecular function: transmembrane transporter activity. NCBI's taxonomy places the organism in Eukaryota, Fungi, Ascomycota, Pichiomycetes, Serinales, Debaryomycetaceae. Gene Ontology annotation, cellular component: membrane. The transcript has a single exon.